AACUUUCCUUGAACUCAGACGGCACUCAAACGCAGCAUACGUUAGCUCGUUAGCUAACUUAGCUAUGCGCUAACAACAACAACAACAACAAUUGUCCACACCUCGUAUUUUUGCGACAAACGACAAAGCCGAUGCCCCGUGGCCUUAUGCAGACUCGGGGAGAGUGGUUUAAAGGAUCGCUCGAUACUAAUGGACGCCAGUGAGUGUGUCUUAUCGGCGGGGAGAGCCGUUCUCGACAUGGUGGGUCGGGAGUGGCAGCCUCUAUCUGCGGCCGAGCUGGACCAGCGGCUGGACCUGGCGGUGGAGGAGAUCCUGGAGGCUGAGCUGUUGUCCGAGCUCAGAGCUCAGCCUCCCCCGGCUGUGUACGUCCACUUAAUGCAGACUCAACCACAUGUGGGGCCCCAGGUCCUACAGCCAGCGGCGACAGCAUGCGGUCCCCAGGUGGAGGAGACACCAGCAGAGCCCCAGGGACGACUGGAGUCUGUGGACAGUGCAGCAGUGAAGUACAUCAAAGACCUGCUCCACAGCUCCAAAUCACAGGCUCGUUUGGUGGGUCGGGCUCGCGUCUCUCUGUCCCACACUAUCCUGCUGUCCCUCACCCUGCUCUCCGAGCGCGUGAGCUACGGCUCAGUGUCCCGCCGCUUCCUCGUGGAGAAGGGAAACAUCCACAAGAUCUUCUUUUCCUUCUGUGAGCGUGUCAACACGCUGAAGGAGAUGCAAAUCAGAUGGCCAGUUGGCGAGGAGGCAGUGGACGCCCUUUUCCCGAUUUCCAGUCAAGGGAAGGGGCAAGAAGACGGGGAGCAAAGUGUUCCUCUGGUCCUGGGAAUGUUGGGACACACCCGCAUCCCUAUCCGCCUGCCUAUAGGGAAACAUGAUGUGGAGAGCACAGUGCCUGAGGUGAAGCGGAUGAAGGAGGAGGCCAAUCCAGACUCCUGGUUAAACCUAGAGCUUUUAUGUGACCGCAGAGGUCGGCUCCUCCAUUGCACAAUAAGUAAAGGAUCCGACGUUGACCGAGGCAGUGCUCUCAGAGACAAACUGAAAGAGCAUCCUGAACUGAUGCCUCCGGGCUCCUGCCUUGUAGCCAGAACUGGCUACCCACUCACCGCUCACAUAUUAACUCCAUAUGUUACAAGUCAAGGCCCGAGAGAGGAGCUCUUCAACAAAACACUGGAGGAGCACUUUCACAUUCUGGAUCAGGCCAUUGCCAACCUGAGAGCCAGAUUUCAGAGGCUAAGGUAUCUGGACAUUGGGAGCUACAAUCGAGCCAGAGCUGUUGUGCUGACCGCCUGUGUGUUGCACAAUGCGUUUUUGGACAUGGGAUGGGUGGUUCAAGGAGAAGUGGAGAGAGAGGAAACCCUAACCCAAGAGGGGGAGGGGGACGUGGAUGAUGAGGGCGUACGCAGACGUGAUGCCAUUUCAGAUCUGUUGUUGAAAAGCUUUGAGUCUUGAUGACAUCUGUAAAGCCAUUUUCAGACAUGUCCUCUGGGUAAAAUCCCGAGAAGUGGAUACAGAGUUUACCCAGGGUUUGCCUUUCGCACGUGCACAACAUGGAGGGAGGUUUUCUGCACAGACGCGUUCACGACAGCAACAAACCAUCAACAAUACUCAGGCAAGAGGUGGAACAGCCCGUUGCAGGAAGUGACGUAUUAUCCCUGCUGCGUAGAUCAUGUGAUUUUGUUUACUGCACCUCGACACCGUCAUCAGCUCUUAUUACGACAAUAUACUUCUUCUACGUAUAUAUGUCACCGCUUUUUAUUUGAGUUCACACAUUUCACUCUAGAGAAAAUCAAGAAACUGUGGAGACCUUCAGGGCAUGUCUGAAAGCAGCUUAAGAAAACAAGGGUUCACUCUCCUGUAAAAUAAAGUUUUAUUUUAACAAA
Molecule: messenger RNA, 1880 nt
Organism: Pleuronectes platessa (European plaice)
Lineage: Eukaryota; Metazoa; Chordata; Actinopteri; Pleuronectiformes; Pleuronectidae
Exons: 3
Coding region: 190-1449 (419 amino acids)
Source: RefSeq, a predicted model, not a curated record